Messenger RNA from Camellia sinensis, 1689 nucleotides. It is a transcript of the gene EPC1, whose product is annotated as Nucleotide-diphospho-sugar transferases superfamily protein. NCBI's taxonomy places the organism in Eukaryota, Viridiplantae, Streptophyta, Magnoliopsida, Ericales, Theaceae. The record is from RefSeq and is a predicted model, not a curated record. Gene Ontology annotation, molecular function: glycosyltransferase activity. Gene Ontology annotation, cellular component: membrane.
UGUUUCACACGCCUCUCUCUCUCCCUCCCUCCCUCUCUCCUUGCUUUGUCGCUCACUUUUUGGGACAGAGAAAGUAACAAAAAUGCUAACGAUGCUGUGAAGCGAAAGCGAUGCGAGCCCUGAUGAUAAAGAUCACUGACAUAACUGUCGUACCAUAACUCAAACUAAGAAGCAUCACAGCCGUCCAUCAUUCUUAAUCUUCCAUCCCCAUCAUCAUCGUUGUCCGGCGACGUUCCAUGAAAUCACCCCGGAAGAUGAAGAAGGCGGUGGUGGAGUUUACUCCUCCUUGAAUCGUGUUCUACUGGGACUUGGAUCGGCCAGUGAGUCUCCGACUUACAUACAUACAAUCUAUAUCUCUACAUAUAUACUUACAGACACAGAGAGAGAGGCAUGGUGAUGAGAGGGAGUUUGGUGGGGCGGCGGACGGCGCAGAGAUUCCGGCAGGUGGCGAUCUUGGCCGUUGGAUCAGCGAAGAUCAAGCUAUUGCUCUGCUGUUGCAUAGUCUUCACUCUGAUUGUGCUCGGAAGCCGUGCGGCGUCGUUUAUGGGAUGGACUGAUGACACUGCUUCUCUCAAUCGGAACUCUGGUCCCAGGAAGGGAUAUGCACUUUUGAUUAACACGUGGAAGAGAAAUGAUCUUUUGAAGAAAUCCAUUUCUCACUAUACAUUGUGUCCCGGGCUUGAUUCUAUACAUAUCGUGUGGAGUGAGCCUGAUCCUCCAUCAGAUUCUCUUGCUAAAUUUUUAAACCACAUUGUGCAGUCAAAUUCUAAAGAUGGUCGACAGAUUGAGUUGAAAUUUGACAUAAAUAAAGAAGACAGUCUGAACAAUAGAUUCAAAGAAAUUAAGGAUUUGAAGACAGAUGCUGUCUUUUCAAUUGAUGAUGACAUUAUAUUUCCGUGCUCUUCAGUGGAAUUUGCUUUCAGUGUUUGGCGAAGUGCACCAGAUGCAAUGGUUGGAUUUGUGCCCCGUAUGCAUUGGAUUGAUCAAUCAAAAGGCAAUGCAGGUCAUUACAUUUAUGGAGGAUGGUGGUCUGUUUGGUGGACUGGUACAUACAGUAUGGUACUCUCGAAGGCAGCCUUCUUCCACAAAAAGUAUCUGAGUCUGUAUACGCAUGAGAUGCCAGGAUCGAUCAGAGAAUAUGUGACCAAGAACAGGAACUGUGAAGAUAUUGCAAUGUCUUUCCUUGUUGCAAAUGCAACUAAUGCUCCCCCAGUAUGGGUAAAAGGUGAGAUUUUUGAGAUUGGUUCAACUGGAAUUAGUAGCUUGGGAGGUCAUAUUGAUCGAAGGUCCCAAUGCGUUAAUAGAUUUGUUGCUGAAUAUGGACGAAUGCCAUUGGUAUCAACUCCCUUGAAAGCUGUUGAUAGCCGCAACGUCUGGUUUUGGUGAUUUGCGGGAUUUCUCAUAGCUUUACAUUGCUGAUUCCCCCCUUCAUUUUAGUUAGCUAAUUCAUAUUCUUGUUAGUUCUUAACUUUGUGUAAAAUUAAGUUGGCCACGAAUUUUAUAUUAUUUGAGGACAGAAGCUGAGUCGGCGGAUACACUUGGAUUGGUUGCUGUAUUCUUACCAUGUAGCUCGAUGGGGGAAGUCAGUGUUCUAAUUUUUGUUCUUGUUUUUGUUUUUUUGUUCAUGUUUCCUUUUGAUGGGUUUUCUUCAUUUGAAUACAACAGCUUCAGUUGGAGACCUUGUUUUCA